Messenger RNA from Geodia barretti, 2072 nucleotides. Lineage: Eukaryota; Metazoa; Porifera; Demospongiae; Tetractinellida; Geodiidae. The record is from the annotation of a GenBank genome assembly.
AGGUUGACAAUAGUUCUUUAACUGGUGAAUCAGAGGCACUUCCCCGUUCAUCUGAGUGCACAAGUGAAAAUCCGUUGGAGUCAAGGAAUAUGGCCUUUUUUUCUUCUAAUGCAGUAGAAGGUACAUGCACUGGAGUUGUUGUAAAAACAGGAGACAGGACUGUAAUGGGACGCAUUGCUCAGUUAACAAGCAAUAUUGUUGAAGAAAGAACUCCAAUAGCAGCAGAGAUUUCGCAUUUCAUCCACAUCAUAACCACUGUCGCAGUGUUUCUUGGAUUUUCUUUCUUCAUUAUUGGACUAGUUUUACAGUAUGAAUUACUGGAAGCUGCCGUCUAUCUUAUUGGUAUAAUAGUCGCCAAUGUGCCAGAAGGACUCCUUGCGACAGUUACGGUGUGUCUAACUUUGACAGCUCAGCAGAUGAAGGUGAAAAAUUGUUUAGUAAGAAAGCUGGAGGCUGUAGAGACCCUUGGAAGUACAUCAGUCAUAUGCUCCGACAAGACUGGAACACUUACUCAGAACAGAAUGACUGUUGCACAUAUGUGGUUUAGUGAAAAAGUUCAUGAUGCUAACACUAAUGAAGACCAACAAAAUCCGGAGAAAACAAGACGAGAAGGAAGUAUUGGCUGGAAAGCACUGGCUCGUGUUGCUGGGUUGUGUAACAGAGCAGUGUUUAUUGAAGGUCAAGCUGGAAAAAGUAUUUUGGACAAAGUCUGCAAUGGAGAUGCAUCAGAAACAGCUUUGCUGAAAUGUUUUGAGCUAGAAGUUGGUAAUAUAGAUGGAUAUCGGCUACAGUACCCAAGAGUGUGUGAAAUCCCGUUCAACUCUGCAAAUAAGUACCAGAUUUCAAUUCAUGAGCAACCUCAUAGCGAUGGUUAUAUGUUGGUUAUGAAAGGUGCACCAGAAAGGAUUAUGGACCACUGCUCAUCAUACCUUAGCAAAGAAGGGCAGGAGAAGCUAAUUGAUGAGCAAUUUAUUGAGAGAUUUAAUGAAGUGUACCUUGAACUUGGAGGAAAGGGGGAACGUGUUUUAGGGUUUGCCCAUCUAGCUCUUCAGCCAGAUCUUUAUCCAAGAGGUUACAGUUUUGAUUUGGAAAAGGAAAACUUCCCGGUUAAAGGACUGUGCUUUGUUGGUCUAAUGUCCCUAAUAGACCCUCCAAGAUCGAACGUGCCCGAAGCUGUAACUAAGUGUCGUCAGGCUGGAAUCAAGGUAAUAAUGGUGACUGGAGACCACCCUAUCACUGCAAAAUCAAUUGCUAGGAUGGUUGGGAUUAUUAGUCCAGGUAAUACAACACAAGAUGAAGUUAGAGAUGAAAAUAGUAUGCUCGAACCAAAAGCUAUAAUUGUUCAUGGAGGGGAAUUAAAUCAUAUGAGUGAUGAAGAUGUUGAUAAUAUACUCACUGGUUAUGAAGAGAUUGUUUUUGCCCGGACAUCUCCAACUCAAAAAUUACGUAUUGUCGAAGGAUGUAUGAGGGCAGGGUGGGUGGUAGCUGUUACAGGUGAUGGAGUCAAUGAUGCUCCUGCCCUCAGACGUGCUAAUAUUGGUGUUGCAAUGGGAAUAACAGGCUCAGAUGUAUCAAAACAGGCAGCUGAUAUGAUACUACUUGAUGAUAAUUUUGCCUCAAUUGUGACAGGAGUUGAGGAAGGAAGACUUAUAUUUGAUAACCUGAAGAAGUCCAUUGCCUACACUCUUACAUCUAAUAUUCCAGAACUGACACCAUUUCUCUUCUUCAUAGUGGCUAACGUUCCACUUCCUCUCGGAACAAUUACUAUUCUCUGCAUUGAUCUUGGGACAGACCUUAUACCAGCAAUAUCUUUAGCCUAUGAGAAACCUGAAAGUAACAUCAUGGAAAGACCUCCAAGGGAUCCAUUAAGGGAUAAGCUGGUUAAUAACAGACUGAUCAACAUGGCUUAUGGACAAAUUGGAAUUAUUCAGGCUAUGGCUGGUUUUUUUACCUACUUCGUCAUAAUGGGGCAGAAUGGAUUUCUUCCGCAAGAUCUAUUUUUUCUGAGGAGGUUAUGGGACAAGCAUAGCACCCUGUUAGGAGAUAGUUACGGACAAGAGUGGGUAAGUUUG